This is a messenger RNA of Ceratitis capitata (Mediterranean fruit fly), 1670 nucleotides long. RefSeq names its product UDP-glucuronosyltransferase. NCBI's taxonomy places the organism in Eukaryota, Metazoa, Arthropoda, Insecta, Diptera, Tephritidae. The transcript has 2 exons. The coding region runs from base 39 to 1616 and encodes 525 amino acids. Gene Ontology annotation, molecular function: UDP-glycosyltransferase activity. The record is from RefSeq and is a predicted model, not a curated record.
UAACAAUUGUUGACCGCGCAAGUGAGAAAGUUACGAAAAUGACAAAAAUUACUUUUACAAUAUUGGCGUUGGCGUUGAUCGUUCUCACUCCAAAUUACUUGGAAUCUGCGAAAAUACUCUCAAUAUUUCCUUUCACGGGUCCUUCGCAAUACUUGCUCGUCCAGCCGUAUUUGAAGGCAUUGGCAGCGCGCGGUCAUGAAAUCACUUCCGUUUCGGUAUUUCCGCAGAAAACUCCACUGAAAAAUUUUCGAGAUAUAGCUAUAAAAAAUACAGAUGCUGAUCAUAAUGAUUAUAUAAAGUAUGCCAUGGAAAAUUUCGCUGGAAGUAAACUAAAUGAAUUGCGUUUCGUGAAGGGUUAUGUAUUGCCGGCAACUUUGGCAGUGCUGAAAAAUGAGGAAUUCCAGCAACUGUUGUGGUCGAAUGAAGAAUUUGAUCUCAUUAUUAUUGAAGUAUUCUCUCAAGAGGCACUCUAUGCUUUGGGCCACCAUUUUAAAGCGCCCAUGAUUGGUGUCUCAACAUUCGGCAGAGAUGUGGUUGUCGAUCAGUUGGUGGACAAUGUUUCACCAGUAUCAUAUGUGUCAGCGCCUAGUGGCAGGCAGUUGCAUGAAAUGAAUUUCUGGCAACGUUUAGAUAAUUUAUAUAUCAACACUAUGGAAUGGCUAUACGAUAAGCUCGUUUUAUUGCCUGCACAACAACGAUUUUAUGAGCAGUAUUUCCCCAAUGCCACAUUAGAUUUAAGUGAGGUACGUAGAAAUUUCUCACUUUUGCUGCUCAAUCAACACUACGCAUUCAGCUGGGCGCGUCCACUAGUGCCGAACGCAAUUGAAAUCGCCGGCAUGCAUGUUGAACACAUUCCAAAGAAACUACCAGCCGAUAUGGAGGCUUUCAUCAAUGCCUCGCCAAAAGGUGCUAUCUAUUUCUCACUCGGUUCGAAUAUAAAGAGUACAUACUUGCCCAGAGAAAAAUUGAGCGCCAUUAUGGAUGCCUUCGCCUCGUUGCCAGUAAACGUGUUGUGGAAGUUCGAAAAGACCGAUCUACCGGGUAAACCUAAAAAUGUCUUCAUCAAUAAAUGGUUUCCACAACAAGACAUACUUGCACAUCCCAAAGUGAAAUUGUUCAUCACACAUGGUGGCAUGCAUAGUAGCAUAGAGGUUGUGCAUCAUGGCAAACCGAUUGUGGGUUUGCCCGUCUUCUACGAUCAGCAUUUGAAUGUGGAGCGCGCUGUGAACAAUGGCUUGGGAGUAGGUUUGGAUUUUAGAAAUUUCACCAGCGAAGAAUUUCGUGACGCCAUUUUAGAAGUGUUAAACAAUCCCACGUAUGCGGAAAGAGCGCGUGAAGUCUCAGCAGGCUUUCAUGAUCGACCAAUGAAACCGCUCGAUGCAGCGAUCUAUUGGACGGAGUAUGUGCUGAGACAUAAAGGUGCACCACAACUGCGUGUGGCAGCGCGUCAUUUGAACUUCUUGCAAAGGCAUAGCGUAGACACAAUGGCAGUAUUGUUUGGUAUUCCAAUUUUGUUAGCGAUUUCAGUAAUCUACUGUAUUUUUAAGUUAUCACUUGUUGUUUAUGGUAGCAAAAGUAUUUCGCAAUGUGAUGUAAAGAAACGUAAAGCAGAAUAGAUUAUUUGUGGUAUGAUUAUUUAUACAUAAAUUGGAAAAUAAACAUUUAAAUGA